GCUGGUAUUAGUGCGGAAAGCGUCGGAAAACUGGUUCCUUUUGUCAGGUUGAACAAGGAAAAAUCGAUAAAUGAUUGGGGCUGAAAUUUUCGACGGAUCGAGACGUCGUCUGUCUGUUUGCUUCAAAAGAGUGGAAAAUAGUGAUUAAAACGUAUAGCACUGUGCUAGAGAAAACGUUACAUUUACAGUUUUAUGUGAACCAUGCCAAAUUGCGUAUUUGUGUAGUUAAGUUACUGUAUUUUUUGGAAGAAAAAGAUAAAUAUGUUACACUAAGGACCAUAAGGAAUCAUGUCUCUUGCUGUCUAAACACUCACAAUAAGGCUUGCUGAAUCGAUUUUAACAGAGUAACAAAUUAGUAAAGUAAAAUAUAUCUUUAAAAAAAAUAAUGUCAUUGUCAAAUAAAAUCGAUAGUACGCUAUAGUCGGGCACGAUUAAAGUCUUCGAAGCUGUCACGUCGCGUGUAUGAGUCAUACCAAUAUAAUACAAAAAAAAGUGAAAUAAACUGAGCAGAAAGUGCAUCUCUCGGCCACAGCAACAGACAGACGCAGUGUGACCGUGUGUUGGUUUGUGGUGUGCAAAUUGUUGCUGAAAUAACUCGAUCAAAACAACCAACCAAGAAAAAAAACAGCGCCCUCUGGUUGAUUCGUGUUCGUCCCAGCACCAAAGAGGGCAAUCUCUUUUUCUUCUCCUGGUUGGAUCAAAGCGAAGGCAAAAUUUUCACCACGAAUCGAAACCCCAAGAUGCGCGCGCUGGGCAUAGCGCAGCCCAACAAUCAUCACCAGACGGCGGGGGGCAGCGGCGGCGAGGGCGGCACUAGCAGCGGUCCCUCGUCGUUGUCCGGGGUGAUGGCCCCUGGCGGUGGCCCAAAAAUCAUCGACGCUGGAACCAUCACGCUGCCGAAGCCGAUCCUCGGCGGAAACGGCGGCGGCACUUCCGGCGGAAGCCUCGGAGGUAAUGGUGCUUCGUCGAUGCCGCCGGGCUCGUCCUCGUCGGUGCCGAAAGUCGCGACGGCCGCACCACCCACUGGGCACGAUUCCAGUGCCCAGGACACGAUCUAUCUGUGCAACUUUCGCGUGUCCGUCGACGGCGAGUGGCUCUGCCUGAAAGAGCUCAAUGAUCUCGACCUCAAGGAGGGCUCUUCCGGUCAUGGCCUGGGAUACAACGCGGGAAAUGGCGGAGGCGGCGCCGGAGGUGGCAACAGUGGCAGCAGCGGUGAUGGUGAAGGCUCGCUAAAUACUUUCGGCUUGGUUGAGAACGCAAAGUGCGAAGAGAAGAUUAUCGAGCGCGAUUGGGUUAACUACUACUCUCGUGACCCGGCCUCGAUCGAGCGGAGCAAUCUGGUCAACAUCUGCAAGCUGGUGGUGAAGGAACUCCUCGAGCAGUCGAUUCGCUUUGGCCGGAUGCUGGACUCGGACCAUCUGCCGCUGCAGCACUUUUUCAUCGUACUCGAGCACGUGCUGCGGCACGGGUUGAGACCGAAAAAGGGGCUUCUGGGACCGAAGAAGGAACUGUGGGACAUUUUGCAAAGCGUUGAACGGUACUGCGUAGAGGCCCAGGACAUAACCUCUUCCGUGAGAGAUCUCCCAACGGUGCGAACUCACAUGGGACGGGCCAGGGCUUGGCUGCGGUUGGCAUUGAUGCAAAAGAAGCUCGCAGACUAUCUGCAGAUCUUGAUCGAGCGUCGGGAUGACACACUGGCCGAGUACUACGAACCGCACGCGCUUAUGAUGAGUGACGAGGUUAUCGUGAUCAUCGGCAUCCUGGUCGGGCUAAACGUGAUAGACUGCAAUCUUUGCGUGAAAGAGGAAGAUUUGGACUCGCAGCAAGGUGUCAUCGACUUUUCAUUGUACCUGCGGUCAAGCUCGCGGAACAGUCCGGAUGACGAGCACAACAACGGUGGAGGGAAUGGAACCGUUAGUGCCAUCGAAGGAACUGCCACCGGGGCGAUGACUGCCGUUCUAGAUCAGAAGAACUACAUCGAAGAGUUAAAUCGGCACUUGAACGCCACCGUUGGAAACCUCCAGGCCAAGGUCGAGGGAUUGACAACGACAAACGCGUUGAUGAAGGAGGACUUGGCGAUCGCCCGGAACUCGCUGCUAGCAUUGCAGGCGGAAAAUGCUGCCCUACGGCGGGCUUCCCAGCAUGGUCAACCGCUGGAGGACAAAGCCAACGUGCUAGAUCGGUUUGAUCCGGAAAUGGCGGAAGCGCUGGCCGAGGAACGUAAAAAGCGCCAGGAUAUUGAGAAGGAACUCGAUCUGCAAGUAUCUCUCAAGGCGGAAACGGAAAUGGCUAUGAAGCUGCUGGAAAAGGAUAUCCACGAAAAGCAAGACACAAUCGUUUCUCUCCGGCGACAACUAGAAGAUAUCAAAUCCAUAAAUCUGGAUAUGUACCGGAAGCUUCAGGAAUGCGAAGCAUCACUGAAGCACAAAGCAGAGCUCAUGGCAAAAAUGGAAACCCAGCGGGAAUCAAUGGCCAACGCCAUAGCGCAGUUGGAGAAAAAAUACAACUCGGAAACGGCCAGCCUGAACGCCCUCCAGGAAACUUCGCAGACGCUCUCCCUGCAAGUGGUAUCCUGCGAACAACGCGCAACCCGAGCCGAGGCCGACCUCCGAAUUGAACGCGAAUGGCGGGCGGCAAUGCAGGACAACGAGGUCAAGCACAAGGAACAGAUCAGCCAACUCCAGCUCGAGAACCGGCAGAUGGUCGACGAGACUAAGCAAAUGUCCCGCACGAAAGCCGACCUAGACAAGCUCCGGAAGCAGUGGGAGGAAGACCAGCGGACCCUGGAGGAGCUCGGAAUUCAGCUGAGCGUGAGCAAACUUCAAAUUGCCGACCUCAAAGAGCGCGCGCAGCAGCACCACAAUCAGACCACUUCCGGCGGCGGGGACUCCAAGGGCGAUUCCGGAUCCAACGGUGGCUCGUGGACGCCAGACAAGGGCGUUUCGAACUGCAAGGGUUGCGAGAAGGAGUUCAGCAUCACCCGGCGGAAACACCACUGCCGGCACUGUGGUGCCAUCUUUUGCUCGAGCUGCUCGGAGCAUACGGCCGUCAUACUGGGCGAGUCCGGUGGCAAACCGGUGCGCGUGUGUGACGUGUGCUGGCAGAGGCUGGCCAGCAGCAGCGUGCUGCCGACGGUUGGUAAGUGAGAAAGUGGGAGAUUUUAAUGUUUUUUUGGUUGGGUUAGCAAGAAAGUUCGUCCAAAUUUGAGAAUGCAUUUCGCUUUUAAAAUUUUGUACCGUGCAGAAUAACACACGUUGUUGGAAAUGCCUUAUAGAAACAAAUUAUCGAAAGUUGUUGGAGUAGCCACUGUUCUGAAGAUGGACGCUAAGAUAGUAACCGUGGUAGUAUUUGUGGGUGCAACAAAAAAAAAGAUAUUUAACUGUUUUAUAUGGAUAAUUUAUAUAAGAGCUCUAGAAGAAAGUUGUCGUUGUAAGACAAAUAUUUAUUUUAUUGAAUAAAAUGAGUCGACAAGUAAAAUCCAGAUCAUCAAA
Messenger RNA from Culex quinquefasciatus (southern house mosquito), 3491 nucleotides. Its product is annotated as protein RUFY3. NCBI's taxonomy places the organism in Eukaryota, Metazoa, Arthropoda, Insecta, Diptera, Culicidae. The transcript is spliced from 9 exons. The coding region runs from base 741 to 3146 and encodes 801 amino acids. The record is from RefSeq and is a predicted model, not a curated record. Gene Ontology annotation, molecular function: metal ion binding. Gene Ontology annotation, cellular component: cytoplasm.